This is a messenger RNA of Parnassius apollo (apollo), 1119 nucleotides long. The record is from the annotation of a GenBank genome assembly. NCBI's taxonomy places the organism in Eukaryota, Metazoa, Arthropoda, Insecta, Lepidoptera, Papilionidae.
AUGCAUCGCUUUUUUGCAGAGCUGGAGCCAUCUCUAUCCGUCACUGAGCAAAACCUGGCAGACCGAGUUAGGUACAUCCUGCGCUCCAACAUAUUUGGUGACGCCGAACUCGAGCGACUACGACGUGAGGCUAUUCCUUCAUCGAAUGGAAAUGCUACGGCUGGGAAUGCGGCGCCACUAGAUGCGCAACAAACUGCAUAUGUGGAUGCUGCCGUCAACAUUCCAUUUGUGGCUAAUUCAGACGAUGAUGGAAUAGUCUCCCACGAACUAGAGAAAAUGAGGAGCAUAUUGGAAGAGUCGAUGCUGGAAACGCGCAGCAUGCCUCUCGAAAAUCGACCGCGACUUCCCCGCAUACCCCUUAGCAAGCGAAAUCGGGCUGUCGUGCGGGCUCUUAACCCAAUGCUGGUGACCUAUUUUGAAGCCAGCCGGGACCUUUGCGAGACGGAUUCAAUUCUUUUUGGCGCCGCACUGGCAGUAUGCCGUAUUAUUGGCGCCAAACUUCCCGUGGCUGGACGUGCUACUCAAAAAAGUAGCGCCAUCCCAGCCUGGAGAAAAAGAAUUGAGGACCGUAUCGCAAAGGCAAGGGCCCUUAUCGGCAGACUGACAAGCUUCAGGUCGGGUAAUAAUAGACCGAGGAUUAUGCGCACCGUUAGGAUGGCGUUUGCUGGGACAAAUAUCAAUUUGUUCCAGCCGGAUAUCACGCAAAAACUAACGGAGCGCAUAGAUGACCUGAAGCAAAAAAUCGCUGCUUGGGGGAAGCGGAUUCGACGAUUUAGCGAGAGGUCAAGGCGGUUCAACCAGAAUCGUCUCUUCCAGAGUGAUCAGAAGAGGCUCUAUAAAACAUUGGAGCGACCAAAGGUAUGUGGAGCGGGCCCAGGACCGGAUCAGGCUGACACUGUCGCAUUUUGGCGUGGCCUGUGGUCAGAGCCCGUAAACCACAGCGAGGGCCCUUGGAUGGAAGUUGUGGCGAGCCAGAGUGCAAGUGUUACGCCUAUGGACCCCGUCACUAUAACGCCUGAAGACGUGGCUGAGGCGCUGGGAUAUCCAGAAAGUUUCGGUCUUUUGAGCCUUCUCAUGAUUUACUUUAAAUGUAAGAGGGCGUUGAAUUCAUAUAAAUAA